GCUGUCGGGUGCAAAAUGAAGUCUCUCUUCGGUGUCGUAUUCUCCAUAUUUCUUAUCAUUCCGAUUUGUGAAACCGUUGUGUACAGUUGGCUCAUGAGUCUGCCAAAAAUCGACGGAGAUUCUCCGCGAAGUCAAAACGAUACAAGCCGCUUGUUGAACCAAACCAGCCAGAAGACGUACUGCACCAAGGAUCGCCAGUGUGGAGCCACAAACUAUUGUCAUCGUCACUACGGAAUAUGUCACAAGUGCAAGAACGUUGGAGCGAAAUGCCGUCGGGAUCAUGUCUGCUGCAAGGGUCUCGAAUGCGUCUUCGGUAGAUGUAGAACAAUAGUGAAGAAGGGAAACUAUCUCUCGCGAUGCAGGAAAGACAAAGAUUGCAAGCAGGGGCUAUGUUGUGCCAAGAGUCAUGGGGAGUUUGUGUGCAAACCUAUGCUGAGAGAAAACCAAAUUUGUUCGGUCCUGGAAGGCGGCGUUGCCUACACCGUUAACCAUGGUUGUCCUUGUGACGAUGGCUUGGUGUGCACAACUCAAAAACGGAGAAGAAAAGGGUUAAAAGAAACCCACAAACUAUCGCUGAGACGCUGUAAGAAAAAGCAACCUAAAUGACUCAUAACAAUCGUAACUGGAUUAAAAAUGGUGGACAUAUAUAUAUAAAUUAAUUCCGUAGUGUAAUAUACAAAUGUGGCAUCAAUAUGAUAUAAAUAUAAUAUAGUAAGUGAACUUCUUCGUGCAUUGCAUUGUGGUGCAUUUAGGGGGAUCAAAUAAAAA
Molecule: messenger RNA, 768 nt
Organism: Dendronephthya gigantea
Lineage: Eukaryota; Metazoa; Cnidaria; Anthozoa; Malacalcyonacea; Nephtheidae
Product: dickkopf-related protein 4-like
Exons: 3
Coding region: 16-606 (196 amino acids)
Biological process (GO): negative regulation of canonical Wnt signaling pathway; multicellular organism development
Cellular component (GO): extracellular region
Molecular function (GO): receptor antagonist activity; co-receptor binding
Source: RefSeq, a predicted model, not a curated record